Molecule: messenger RNA, 768 nt
Organism: Lottia gigantea (owl limpet)
Lineage: Eukaryota; Metazoa; Mollusca; Gastropoda; Lottiidae
Exons: 4
Source: RefSeq, a predicted model, not a curated record
GGUGUGACUGGACCUAGAGGAUCGUCCGGACAAAAGGGAGAACGCGGGGACAGAGGUGAUCAAGGUAGCAGAGGAUCUGAUGGCUCUCGUGGUUCACCAGGAUCACCUGGAUUUACUGGUGUAACUGGUCCUCGAGGUAGUGAUGGUAGAUCUGGUAAUCGUGGUGACAGAGGUCCAGAUGGUUUCACUGGAAGAACGGGCAUACCUGGAUUUACUGGACAAACUGGUUCCCGUGGUUUUGAUGGUAGAGAAGGUUUUACUGGUAGAGCAGGUUUUAACGGUAGAAAUGGUAUGACCGGAAUGACUGGUGUGAGUGGUUUUAAAGGCCAGAAAGGAGAACAAGGUAGUGCUGGUCAAAGAGGUGAUCAAGGUGAUAGAGGAUCUGCUGGAAGCAAUGGAUUAGUUGGUUACACUGGUUUCACUGGGUUUACGGGUAUGAGUGGAGAAAGAGGGUUUCGAGGUGACAAGGGACAGAAAGGUUUACAAGGUGAUGCUGGUCAACGAGGAAGUCAAGGUGUCGAUGGUAGGAAUGGUUUCACUGGUUUUACGGGAUUCACUGGCAUGACUGGUGUAACCGGUAUAAAGGGUGAUAGAGGUGACCGAGGAAAUAAUGGUGGAAAUGGAAUGACGGGUUUUACUGGUAUGACUGGACAAAGAGGUGAUCGUGGGUUCAAUGGUAUGACUGGCUUUACAGGAUUUACCGGUUUCACUGGUAUGUCUGGAAACAGAGGCGACAAGGGACAGAAAGGAGAAAGAGGUAAAGUAUGA